ACGGGGAAGUGAUGGAGAUGGGAUGAGAAAAGAUAAGUGUCCUGCACUACAGAUGGCGUCCUGUUCGGCAUUUAUUGUUUGCUAGUCUGGAGUCGGCCUUGGUGGAUGAAGAAGGUUGAUGACCCUAAGAUGUUUGACAGAAUCAAACCAUCUGAUGAAGCUUCUGCUUCUUCAGCACAAGGAACUGAAAUACAUGGUAUUGAAGGCUCUCUACGACGGGACAGCAGUAGCAGUUUACACACAAGAGGGCAAGAACGUCCUCGGCCUGGAGUAUCGGCUGUGCAAAAUAGACAAGGAUACUGCAACUGCUGCCAUGUACACUACAGUAAUCUGGAACAGCAUGUUUUCAGCUCCCAGCACAGACAUUUUACCACUUACUGUAGGAAUCGUAUGGGUACCAGUAGCUUGAUGGAGCGUUUCCUGCAAGAUGUUUUACAGCAUCAUCCCCACAGAUACCAUGACAGCAGACCAACCUAUGAUGACAUGCCACUACCUGUCACUCCAGAGGCUGCUAGGAUUGCUUUCCUGUCCCCAGAAGAGAUGGAGAAAAAGAGGAACAGAGACAGACAGGAGAUUUCCAGCAAAGACCAGGAAUCCGUUGGUGAAAUAUGCUCUUCUUCUCCAUGCCUGUCUCAUGAGGGCACAAAGACAACUUCUGUAAAACGAGCAUUUAUUCAAAAACCAGAAAGAGGGCAGGAACAUGUUAUAAGAAUAUCCCAGCAGUCUAUGGGCAUUUGUAGCAAUGCGAACUGGGAUACCAUGAAAGAUGCUCAAAUUGUGAAUCAUAGCCAUGAAGGCCAGUUUACAGCGGUGAGCCCUGCACCUCAGUGUUUUGCUGUCAGUCCUUUAAUCCAUAGUUCUUCUGUUAAUCCUAAAAUGGGAAAAAAUGUUAGGAAUUUGUCAGCAUCAAAUCUGCAUAGUGGAUGUGAUAAAACAGGAAUGGAGGCAUGCAGUAGUGAUAUGGUACUGAACCCACGCUUGAAUCCUGCUCCAGCACUGGUUCACCCAAAAUGCCCUUCAGUUUCUCAUCAGAAUCCCAUGUGCAGCCGUAGCAACUCUUUAUGUAUUACCUCAGGUCAGUCUCUCUCAAAACGAGAUGGUUUACGAACUCAGGAUGAAACUUCGGUGUCUGAUUUUCAUCUCAGGGAUACUGUGGGUAUCAGCAGCUCCCUAGAUCUUGGGGCAUCCCCACAACUAGCAAGAUGCAAAAACAUGAAGACAAACAGGGGUGAUGAAAGGUCAGUGGAUGAAACUAUUGAAGAUGUUAUUUUUAAGUACUGCCAUGGAACUACAUCUGAAGAAAUUUAUUUCAAAGAAGAGAAUAAUCCCUGCUUAACUUUUUCAUCACUUCUGGACAAUACUCAUUUAGAGGGUUCCGAAAUGAGUUUUGACUGUGAUGCACCUAUUCAGGAAGGAACAGACUUACCCAAGGCAGCUAUAAAAGAUAUAGAAUUCCUAAAAGAGGUCCAAAUAAGUUUGCAAGAUAAACACUAUGGAACGCAGCUCUCUUCUGUUUUAAAAACUCUGCCUCAUGUGCCUCCUUCUUUUGUGGGAAAGACUUGGUCUCAAAUAAUGUAUGAAGAUGAUAUAAAAAUUGAAGAACUUGUGCGUGAUUUCAGGGAAGGUCGUUUUCGCUGCUACUUUGACAGUGAAUCCUCUGCCAACUGUACAGGGAAGAGAAUGAAGAAAAAAAAGCAGAAGGAUGAAAAUAAGAACAAUAUUGUUGAGGGUAAUAGAACAGAAAAUGCAUCAGUUAAAGCAUUGCCAGAAUUUAAUGAUGGUUUAAGUGGUGGUUGUGAUUUUGAUAACCCGUCUUUAGCCUCAGAUACACUAUGCAACCCACAAAUUCUUAAAAUGCCUAGGAAAAGGACAUGGCGCCUGGCUUCAAGAUGCCAGGUGGUUAAAGUCAGCCAUGGCACCCAAACAAGUAUAUUGAACUACCCUGUAGCAAAAAGAAAAAUGUCUAGAAGGGAAUCUGAUCCAGCUGAUCAGAAAGCAAGCAUUGUGUGGCCAGAGAAUGAAAAAACUCCAAACAUGAAAACUAGACUAUGUGCCCUUAAACUUCCUGAGUCCUAUAGCAAGAUUAUGAGUCCUGUACAGCCCAAGACAGUGGUGUAUGUGCUUUCAUGCCCAGAGAUAAAACAGUGUAAAGGUAAACCUAUAGAUAUGCCCAAAAUGAGGAAAAAUCGUAACUCCACAGAUAGCAAGGACUCUGUAAGGUAUAAAUACAAACAGUGUUCUUUUAAGUAUUAUGACCCACUGACAAAUCGAAUCCUGAAAACGCCUCCAAAGAGUACAGUUGGAGAAAAGGCCAAAAAGCCCUCCCACGUUCGACAGCUUUUCAGAAGUCUCAGCUUGGAUGCAAACAUGAGGAAAGUGGCUGAUGCACAGAGAGAAAGCACACCAUCAAAGUCACUCAGUUGUUCAGACUUCUAUAGUUCAUCUUCAGCCUCUCUCCUGCCAGAUCCAGGUAAAGGAAAUGAUGCAACCUCAAGUCAAAAGGCAGAUGGAUCUUCAGUUUCCACAGAAAGAACAGAUUGUCUGGUGUCUGGCCGCUCUGAGAACUCAUUUAAACACCUGAUCAUUUCACCUUUGAACUCGCACCAGUCUGCAGUAGAAGGAGAUGGUAGAUUAACUCCAUAUAACCGAGUUACCAAAACUCCUCUCACCUCCAUCCGGAGUGAGCUGUUAGAUAGGGAGAAUCCAAAGGCAAUAUGGAAGAGAAAAGAAAGUACUAAUAAAGAACCAUUUUUUUCGAGAAAGGCUGCAGGACCUCUGUCUGUCAGAUGUACUGUUGGGAGGAGAGGAAACAGAGUAACUGCAGGCAAACAAACUUCCAGAUCUAAAAACCAGCAAAAAGAGGGGAUGAGAAGGAACCUUCGUCCUCGUGCCCAGAAAUCUGCUUUCUCUAUCCAUAGGCGGCAGACAAGGAAAACUACGGUAGGAAAGCACCUUAAGAAAGAAAAACCUGAUGCUAAAAAAUUAAAGGUGAGGAGGAGACCAAAAAGGACCUUUCUGAGCUCAACAGUUGUCACAGGGAUUCCUGAGAAGAGGCAGAAACUCACAUCGGAAUCUUUUCCCAAGAAGCCAGAGCGAGCUUCUUCCAAAGUCAGGAACUUGGAAGUAAGUGGAGAUCGGGGUCACCCUAGCACUGUGAACCGCCCCUCUAGAAGGACUUCUGCUGUACCGUUACUUAGAAACUGUUGUUCUACCAGUACUUCUUGUCCUUUCACCGUGCAGUGCCGAGAUGAGUCUGUUUGCCCGCUGGCGGCUGGACCACUGCGCAUGCUGUACAUCCCCCG
Molecule: messenger RNA, 3302 nt
Organism: Mesitornis unicolor (brown roatelo)
Lineage: Eukaryota; Metazoa; Chordata; Aves; Mesitornithiformes; Mesitornithidae
Gene: ZDBF2
Product: zinc finger, DBF-type containing 2
Exons: 9
Biological process (GO): genomic imprinting; epigenetic programming of gene expression
Molecular function (GO): nucleic acid binding; zinc ion binding
Source: RefSeq, a predicted model, not a curated record